This is a messenger RNA of Olea europaea var. sylvestris, 973 nucleotides long. RefSeq names its product auxin response factor 16-like. Gene Ontology annotation, molecular function: DNA binding. Gene Ontology annotation, biological process: response to hormone; regulation of DNA-templated transcription. Lineage: Eukaryota; Viridiplantae; Streptophyta; Magnoliopsida; Lamiales; Oleaceae. The transcript has a single exon. The record is from RefSeq and is a predicted model, not a curated record. The annotation marks the transcript as partial.
UGUUCUUUGGAUGUGUUUGCAGUCAAAGUUUUACGAAGAUGAUUAAUAUUAUGCAUUCUGUGAACAAACCAAUGAAUCAAGUGGAGAAAUCCUUGGAUCCCCAUUUAUGGCAUGCCUGUGCUGGUGGGAUGGUUCAGUUGCCUCCUAUGAAUUCCAAAAUCUAUUAUUUUCCUCAAGGACAUUCCGAACAUGCCCAUAAAAAUGUAGAUUUAUGGGGGUUAUCAAGAAUUUCACCAUUUAUUCUGUGUAGAGUUUCAUCCAUUAAAUACUUAGCUGAUGCAGAGACAGACGAGGUAUACUCGAAAAUUAGAUUAAUCCCAUUGAGAGGUAAUGAAGGUGAUGGUGAUGAUGAGUGUGGAUUUUUAGGUUUUGAUAAGUGUGAUGAAAAGGAAAAAUCCAAUUCAUUUGCUAAGACAUUGACACAGUCUGAUGCAAACAAUGGUGGGGGAUUCUCUGUUCCUAGGUAUUGUGCUGAGACUAUAUUUCCGAGGUUGGAUUAUUCGGCCGAGCCCCCGGUUCAGACAAUUUUUGCUAAGGAUGUUCAUGGGGAGAUUUGGAAAUUUAGACAUAUAUAUAGAGGGACACCCCGGCGACAUCUUUUGACAACCGGGUGGAGUAAUUUUGUGAAUCAGAAGAAGCUCCUUGCCGGUGAUUCGAUUGUGUUCUAUAGGGCAGAAAAUGGGGAUUUACGUGUUGGAAUUCGGAGGACAAAGAGGGGUAUUGGCGGUGGACCUGAGGUGUCUUCUGGAUGGAACACUGGAGAUUCAAACUCUGCCUCUUCUAUGUAUGGGGGAUUUUCUGGUUUUCUGAGAGAAAACGGGAAUUUGACUAUGGGAAAUGUUAAGAAAGGGAAUGAAAACGGUUUGAGGGAAAUGGGGAAAGUGAGAGCUGAAUCUGUUAUUGAAGCAGCAAAUCUUGCUGCCAAUGGACAACCGUUUGAGGUCGUCUAUUAUCCACGAGCGAGCGCACCAGA